This is a messenger RNA of Beta vulgaris subsp. vulgaris (sugar beet), 3566 nucleotides long. RefSeq names its product pentatricopeptide repeat-containing protein At3g26782, mitochondrial. The record is from RefSeq and is a predicted model, not a curated record. The coding region runs from base 224 to 2233 and encodes 669 amino acids. Gene Ontology annotation, molecular function: RNA binding; zinc ion binding; protein binding. The transcript has 2 exons. Gene Ontology annotation, biological process: RNA modification. Lineage: Eukaryota; Viridiplantae; Streptophyta; Magnoliopsida; Caryophyllales; Amaranthaceae.
AUCCAAUUUCAGGUACAAUUUAAAUCUAACUUCGAUCAUUCAAAUUAGAUCAUUUCGAGUUGGGUCAAGUUUUUGCCAGCCCUCAUUAUCAAGGCAAACCAAUCAAACACCACUUCCCGCGCAUUCCCCAAACAAACCAAACCAACUGUCGAUUGUAAAGUGUAGUAGUUGCAAACUACACAAAGCUAACAUCCAUCUAAUAAACUCAAACUCAACCGAAUGAAUGAGGAUUUCUUCCCACUAUUGCUCGAUCAUUUCGAGCAUUAACCAAUGCUUAAAACCCAGAAAUAAACUCCAUUAUUACUUCUUCUAUUCAUCAACUUCAAACUCCAAUCUCUCAACAUUAUUCAAUCAAUACGUUGAUCCUACCAAUGUGUACUCUUGGAACUCAGUCAUCGCCGAGUUGGCUCGAAGUGGUGACUCAAUUGAAGCUAUUCGAGCUUUUGCUUCGAUGCGAAAACUCUCUCUCCUUCCUAACCGCAACACAUUUCCCUGCACCAUCAAGUCUUGUUCUUCUCUCUUUGAUGUAAACUCCGGUCGACAAGCCCACCAACAAGCUUUUGUAUUUGGGUAUGAUUAUGAUCUUUUUGUUGGGUCUUCUUUGAUUGAUAUGUAUUCUAAAUGUGGUCAAAUUUGGGAUGCACGCAAGGUGUUCGAUGAAAUUCCUAUGAGAAAUGUUGUGUCUUGGACUUCCAUGAUCACGGGUUGUGUCCAAAAUGAUGAGCCUCAUGAGGCUUUGCUGCUUUUUAAUGAGUUUUUGGCUGAAGAAAAUGAGAUUGAGGGUGAGGAGGAUUUUUCUGUGGAUUCGAUCGCGUUGGUUUCAGUUUUAUCAGCUUGUGCUCGGGUUUCUAAUAAGAUUGUGACUGAAGGGGUUCAUGGAUUUUCCAUUAAAAGGGGAUUGGAAGUGUUUUUGGGUGUUGGGAAUACUUUGGUAGAUGCUUAUGCUAAGUGUGGGGAGUUGGGUAUGUCGAAGAAGGUGUUUGAUGGGAUGAUAGAGAAAGAUGUUAUUUCUUGGAACACUAUGGUAGCUGUGUUUGCUCAAAAUGGAUUAUCAACUGAAGCUAUUGAAGUGUUCCGUACUCUGGUGAAUGACAGUGAUAUUCGAUAUAAUGCAGUGACAUUGUCGGCUGUUUUGUUGGCGUGCUCUCAUGCUGGGGCUUUGCAACUUGGCAAGUGCAUUCAUGAUCAGGUGGUUAGGAUGGGUUUGGAACAGAAUGUCUUUGUUGGCACAUCAAUCAUCGACAUGUAUUGCAAAUGUGGGAGAGUUGAGAUGGCCAGGAAAGCAUUUGAGCGCAUGAAGGAGAAGAAUGUCAAGUCUUGGAGUGCAAUGAUAGCUGGUUAUGGGAUGCAUGGGUAUGCCAAAGAAGCGCUCGAAGUUUUCUAUGAUAUGAAAAGGAUAGGGAUCAAACCUAAUUAUAUAACUUGUAUAUCAGUACUUGCUGCUUGCAGCCAUGCUGGCCUUGUUGAAGAAGGGUGGGACUGCUUCACAAGUAUGAAAAGAAAUUUUGGAGUGGAACCUGGGGUUGAGCACUAUGGUUGUAUGGUCGAUCUUCUUGGUCGUGCUGGUUUGCUUGGGAAGGCAUAUGAUUUGAUCAAAGGAAUGAAGGUUAAACCUGAUUCUGUGGUAUGGGGAGCUCUCUUGGCUGGGUGCCGGAUGCAUAAAAAUUUGGAGCUCGCAGAAAUUUCAGCAAGAAAAUUGUUUGAGUUAGACUCAAGCAAUUGUGGGUAUUACGUCUUGCUUUCUAAUAUGUAUGCUGAUGCUGGAAGGUGGGCGGAUGUUGAGAGAAUCAGAGUGUUAAUGAAGGGAAAUGGGUUGAUGAAACCACCUGGAUUUAGCUUGCUAGAAGUGAAAGGGAAGGUUCAUGUAUUUUUGGUUGGAGAUAAAGAGCAUCCUCAACAUGAGAAAAUUUACGAGUACCUGGACGAAUUAUAUAUGAAAUUAAAGGAAGUAGGAUAUGUAUCUGAUAAGACUUCUGUUUGUCAUGACGUGGAUGAUGAAGAGAAGGAAUCUAUCCUUCGAGCACACAGCGAGAAGCUUGCAGUUGCUUUUGGUAUUAUGAAUACUGUUCCUGGGACUGUCAUCCAUGUCAUUAAAAAUCUCAGGGUUUGUGGCGAUUGUCAUACUGUGAUAAAGAUGAUAUCCAAAAUUGUCAAUCGAGAGAUUGUUGUAAGAGAUUGUAAGCGUUUCCACCAUUUUAAGAAUGGGGCAUGUUCAUGCGGUGACUACUGGUAAUGGAUAAAGUUUCUUCCUAGAAGCAAAGACCAGGCCUAUAAUAUUUGAUUGCAUGUACAUCAGAAUUUGUAUAUUGCAAGACAAUUCUCUACAGCUACUGAAAUGAUGGUAGACAUGAAGUACGGGUUUGUAGAAGGAUUGCGCAAUGUAUGCUCACUCUCAUGAGUUUAAGAGCUAAUGGACAUUUCGUUGUUGUGAUUGUUAAGAGAAGCUCUUUAGAAGAUCUUUUCAUCAAAAACUCUGAGGGAGAGGGGAACUAUUUGAACAGAAGCUUUGUGGACUGACGGUGAUGCUAAGGACAAGACAAUCACACGUAAGAAGCUUGUUGUUUCUGCAAUUUCAUUAGAAUACGGUACUGAAUGUUCCAAUAUUUUAGGUUUGCACCAGCAAUACAUUUUAAGUGACACACUAUUAAGUUAUGGAGAACACCCUUUGAAAAGCUUUUCUAGAAGUAUUGCUUUCCUCCUUGGAGAAUUCACUUGGAGGUUCUGUUGGUUACGAUCUAAGUAACUUAGAGUACGUUGCAGGGUGUCAUUUUCAACCCUCAGUCUGCUGACCUGAUCCUGAAGAUUUCUGAUGGUCUCUCUUUUCUCAGAGUUUCUUCUGAUCAACUCAAUCUGCAACUGUGUGUUUUCUUCAACCAGCUUUGAAAAUUUGUAAUUCACUCCAUCAGACCAGGCAAAUUUUGGCUUAAUCCCGCCUCCAUCUUUGUGUUCUAAGUUAUUUUCAACUCUCUGGUUAUGUUCAAGGUCAAUCAUAGUGGCUUCACAUUCAAUAUCAGCAUCUUCCACAGUGGAUUCGGGAUAGAAAACAAUAGCCUCUAACUGAGAAACAUCCCGUGCUCCCAAGACUUCCAUGUUUUUCAUGUUUCUAUUAUCCGAAGCAGGUGAUGAUUCUGAACUUUGGACAUCCAUUGCAACACAUUUCACGCGCUCAUAUUUCUCUGCUAAGGAACGGUAAGAUACACAGAGCUCUUCAACUGCUCUUGUGAUUGUCACUUUUACUUUCGCAUAUAUUUCAGAAUUUUGCAGUGGAGAAACAUCUUCUUCCAAUUGAUUCAGAAUGGCCUCCAUUUUCUCAUGCACACCUGUCAAAGUUACAUCAGUUAGAUGGAAUUAUGAUCUUUUCCUUGGAAAUUAUGGUAUCCAUUCCGAGAAAAUGAAAAAUAUAUAUUAAGGAUGUACAUAUUGAGUCAUGAUAUUUCCCCAUGUCACAUAUUUCAUAUUUGCAAGAGAUUAGUCUCCCAAAUAUGCCUCCUUUUAGUCAGGAAAACCCCAAAAGACUCCUAUAUGUUAGAAAUAUAUAACAAGAAUGUGUUUGACAGUUUGAGAUA